Dreissena polymorpha is the source of this 4358-nucleotide messenger RNA. Its product is annotated as matrix metalloproteinase-2-like. The record is from RefSeq and is a predicted model, not a curated record. Gene Ontology annotation, molecular function: metalloendopeptidase activity; zinc ion binding. Lineage: Eukaryota; Metazoa; Mollusca; Bivalvia; Myida; Dreissenidae. The transcript has 10 exons. The coding region runs from base 1 to 1656 and encodes 551 amino acids. Gene Ontology annotation, biological process: extracellular matrix organization; proteolysis; collagen catabolic process. Gene Ontology annotation, cellular component: extracellular matrix.
AUGGAUCAGGGUUACCUAGGGAAAUUUGGCUACCUUGCAGAUGCAAGCAGAGAAGUUGGGCCGGUUGGUCUGACGUCAAAAGACGCUUACGUUGACGCAAUAAAGCGUCUUCAACGUUUCGGAAACAUUACGGAAACGGGUGUUGUAGAUAGGCGGACUAUAGAACUAAUGAAUAAACCCCGUUGCGGGGUCCCCGAUGAAAGCACUAUACCAACGUCGUAUUCCUUGACGUCUGGGUUUUAUCGUACACGUCACAGGCGUUACGUGCUUUCUCCGACAAAAUGGGAAAAAAAUGAUCUCACAUAUAGAAUAUUGAACACGACGCCGGACCUGAGCGCGGAAAAGGUGCGGCAGAUAUUGCGAGACGCCUUCCGGGUGUGGAGCAUCGUGACGCCCCUGACCUUCACCGAGGUCGUCCAUUCAAUCGCCGACAUCCUCAUCCUCUUCGCCGAGGGUAACCAUGACGACGGCUACGCCUUCGACGGAAAAGGUUCCGUGUUGGCACAUGCGUUCUUCCCCGGGGAGGAUAAGGGAGGAGACACCCACUUUGACGAGGCCGAAACCUGGACAUUUAACUCUUCCGAAGGUGUGGACCUGUUUAUGGUGGCGGCGCACGAGUUUGGACACGCACUGGGGCUGGCGCACAGCAGCAACACGGAGGCGCUCAUGUACCCCUGGUACCAGGGAUACACGGAUAACUUCAAGUUGCCCUUCGACGACGUGCAAGGCAUACAGACGCUUUACGGCUCGAAAUCCGGGACUCUUCCACCCACACCCAUACCACGCCCAACACGUCCCGACGGCGGCAAUAAUGGUGGCGGGGGCGGUAGUGGCGGUGGCGGUGGUGGAGGCCGACCUGACGUUCCACCUGUAACGCCGAGACCACCAGUAGAGAACGAUAGUCCUUGUGCAGGAAAUAUAGACGCCAUUACAGUGAUUAGGAAGGAGAUCUUCAUAUUUAAAGGCUCGAAAUUCUGGAGACGUGGACCCAGCGGCAUCGGUUUAACGCCAACAGAGAUCAGCAAAUUCUGGUUCAAACUGCCUGAGGAUGGCGUCGACGCCCUGUACGAACGAGCGGACGGCAAAAUUGUUUUCUUUAAAGUUGACCGCUUCUGGAUGUACAACAGCAACCACAUGGUUUCCAACUUCCCUGUGGAGGGCCGCCGCCUCACGGAACUGGGGAUAGGGAGCAACGUGAAGAAGAUAGACGCCGCCUUCAUCUGGUCCUAUAACAAGAGGACCUACCUGGUGAGCGGAGACAUGUACUGGAAGCUGAACGCCAAUCAAGACUAUAUCGAGUACGACUACCCACGUGACAUGAGCAUCUGGCGCAAUGUGCCCGUGCCGCUCGACAGUGCCUUCCAAAACUGGGACGGGAACACUUACUUCCUGAAAGGGGACCAAUACUGGGAGUUCUACGAUACGAAGAUGCGCACUCGACACAAGGAAGGCCGCUCUAUAGGCGAGUUGCUCGGAUGCAGAAACGGUGAGAUGAAGGGAGACCUCGCCAUAGUGCCGGCGGAAGAGGGUCCGAUGGACGAUGAACCAACCAACGCCAUUCAAGAUAAUCAUCACUUGUCGUCGUCGUCUGCCUUUGUUAACUCGUAUCUGACUUUAGUCAAUAUCGCAGUACUUCUACUGUCAGUUUUAUUAUAGAUGUUGUUAUUAAGGCACACCUUAUUGUAAUUAUUUUAAAUUUUACCAUUUCAACUGCCUUUUUCAAAUCUUGCCUUCUGUUCUGCUGUGUUAUGCCGACUGUUAUGAUUGUUCGACUUCGAUGUCAACGCAUACAUCCCAGGCUAACCGAUUUGAGUUCUAGUUCUAAAUAUCAGAAGUUAAAAGGUAAAAUCUAGAUAUUGCUUCGGUUUGUAUCUGUUCUUUGUAAAUUGUUGCUCAAGCACACUAAAUAUUUUCAUAAAAAAUAUAUUAUCUGUUAUCGGCGUACAUAUACUUAGAAACACGACACAGCAGUAUGGAUCGUUUGUUAAACAAAGACAUGUAAGAUCGCGAUUAUUGACAACUCCGACCAGCCAUUUUUUUCUUAUUAAAUGCUAUUGUGACAUAUAUCUCACGUUACAAGUUAUGCUUCAAGCACUGUCUCAGAGACUGAGUGUUGUUAUGAACCUUUUUUGAGUUUGUGUACGUAUGUGUGCAGUGAACGAUGGUGUCACUCGUUAAUAAUACGAAGCGUGUGUUUUGCGAUGAAGUUUUACAAUAUUAGGAUAGUUGCAAACUCUGAUAUGAAAUUACUAUGCAUGCUGGUGGUUAAUGAAACGUAAUACAUGUAUACCGACAUCGUAACACGUGUGAAUGUGAGUACUUGUGUAAUAACAAUAUCUGAAAGCGUUCUUCUAUUUAUUAUUUCCUGUAACGUGAACAACUUUGUUAUGGUAUCAUUUAAAGAAAUAUUAGUGGAUAGAUUGUUUUAUUUAAGGUAAAAUGUACAUGUAUGUGGAAAAACUACAUUACUUGGUUACCAGUAAGUGAUUGAUUGUUCAUAAAACGAAAGUAACGGAGUUACAGAUACAUUCAUUUGACAUUUACGUACAUAGUCUUUCACCUAAGCCAUAUAUAUCAUCUUGUUGCAGUUAUGAACUAACGAGCUGAUGAGAAAUAUCAUCCUAUACUCAAAGAGUACAUCUGAUCUGUUCUGUGCAUUUGCAACACCAUACACGAGAAGUUAAUAAGCCGUAAUAUGGGAAUUUAUAGUGCAAAAAGGGAACAAUAGCCCAGAUACACCGGUUGACAUGGAAACAAUUUAAUUCUUAAUCUCAUGAUAGAAAGCACAGACUGGUUAUUACAUCUCUAGGUAUCUGGAAAGUAAUUGCAUGCACCAUUUGAUGAUGAUGCCCCCUCCGGUGGUUAGUAUCUAUUAGUGGACACCAGGUGUUGAACGUGUUUAAUAGGUCUAAAAUGGUCGCUACAUUAUGAAUAGCUUACAUUUUCGGAAACACACACAAUUGUAGAAUUAAUAUUGUACGUGUCAUUGAAUGGAUGGGUCAUUUCAGCUUGUCCUUUCAUUUAUUGAGUUAAAUGUUUAAUGAGCCGGCACUGGAUUUCAAUACUCAUUGAAAAAUAUAGAGGUUAAAAUCUCUUACGCCUAUAGUUUUUCCUUAAACUAUCUUGGUUGAGAAUUCUUUGACAAUAACAAUAUAAUUUAAGUUGGUGCUUCAUUAAAAACAGGACGCAUACUUGUAUUUUAUCAUAGUAUAAGAAAUCGAACAUGGCUAACUUCAACAACAGAACUCAAAUCCAUUGGAAGUAGCGAUUACAUAAAUAAUCAUACAAAUGCGCUUAGAGCUGCUUUUUCAUGCUUCAUUUACUGUAAAUUUGAUGUGUAAUAAUAGAAAGUGGAAAUUUUAUCCAGUAUUUGACAUAACCAAACAUGUGCAAUACUUAUAGAUACUUUUCUGAAAUCCAAAUAUGUGAGAUCUAUAUUUCAUUGUUGUUUUUAAUGAGCAUAUUUUUUUUUCUAUGCACACCCUUCUUAUUUAUUCUGUUACAUUUGAUACUUCCUUUUUGUGUAUAUUAAGAUUAAGUAUGUACAUAGAGUGUUAAUGCGCAUAUAUUGUUCGGCCUGUAUUUUUUUUUCAUUUAAAAACUGUGCUUUAGAUAGAUAGAUAAUCGUUAUGCUGAUUUUAACAUUUUUAAAUUAAAUAGUUCUUAGUUGUUGGUUAUGUUUGGCCUUUUUGGGAUAGCCUCGUCUGUGUGCUGGUUUAAGAUAAAUCUCAAUUUAUACCAUGUUUUAUAUGGUGUCGAAUGGACAUAUUAAAAUCCAAAACACUAAAUAAGCAAAAAUAAUAAGUUGCACAAGAAAGAUAACUUGCGUUACUUGAUAACAAUAACAAAUAUUUGUGUUUUUAUGUUAAGUUAAUAAAUUAAUCAAGUGAUUGAUGUAUUUCGCGUAAAGUAGAUGCACGUGUAGACAUUCUUGUUUAUUAUUGUCACCACGUAUUGAAUGGUCCGAAAUAGUGUUAAGGAAAAAUCCAACCCAUUUGUCUUUGUACAUGUAUAUUUAUUUGUUUCAGUUUUGUUGUCUAUCAGUUUUGGCAUUUUUACUGUUUUGUUAUUGUAGUUUUUGUAUUUAAAAUCCCUUAUACAACCAGAUCGAAAGAUUUUUAAUACUGAUUUUGAAAACAAGAUGUCUGCAUAAUACUCGAUUUAAAUAAUGACAUUAAAGAAUGAAUCUGUGUCUUUUAAACUACAAGUAUGUUAGUAUAUCAAACAAUGAAAUUACUCAUAAAUGUAUCUCUGUAGAAACAGCACUAUUGAUAUAUUUGUAUGCAUGUAUUGACCAUUAUUUCAAAUAUGUUAAGCUCAGACUGCCCAGAUUGAUCUCCCCUGCAUUGUUGUCACAG